GGUUAUUUUGGGUUUUUUUUCCAAUUUUAGGUCACAAUGGAUAUUACAAGGGGGAGCUCGGAUAAAAUUUCAAGGCCUACAUCUAGCUCAAGAUCUUAUCCUAACUGUAGGUAUUUAAAUACAUCUCUGGAGUUAUUAACACCUGAGCCAUGUUUGCCAAAGGUUGAUUCACCUGUCAGUUUGGCUGGUAGUUAUCAAAGGGGCAGUCUAGAAGACUGCUAUCCAGAAGAAAACAAAGGUGAUGACAGAGAGAAGUCUGAUGUCAAGGAAGUAAGAACCGAUCAGCAAACUACAGUGGAGAGUACGACCUUCUUUCUUCAGAAAUGUAUACUGAAUCCCAACAAGUUGUCAGGAUGCAUCUCUAAUUCAGAUUCUGGAGAUGAUAACACUGAAACACAGACUUUGAAAUUCUGUGAACUUUCCCAAGAAAAACUAAGUAAUGCAAAAGCAGCAAACUCUUCCAACUUGGAAUAUUCUGAAGAACCAGAUGUAGAUCCUCAGAUUCAAGCAGCUAUAAAGAAAAUGAAUAAACUUGACACAAUACUGGCAAAAAAACAUUUUAAGGAGAGAGCAAUUAAAAAACAAGGUGAAGAAAUGAGGGCAAAGCUCUGGGAUGAACUUCAGUCUAUCAGAACUGCUGGAAGCCAUGAGGAGACAGAAAACACAAAACUUUUCUUAGCUUUGAUCUCAUCAUGGCAAGAUACAGUUGAUCCCUCCCAUGCUAAAGAAGAUGAAAUAUGUACUUCAAUAUUUCACACACAAAUUAAUCCAGAAGAUUAUGAUUGCGAUAAACCCCAACAUAAUCAGGAUUAUCCAAGUGAAUUAGAAACAAAUGAAUUUCUUAAUCAUGCAGAAAAAACGCAUAGCAAGAGUAAAACCAAACAGGAUUUCAUUAAGAAGAACAUUGAGCUAGCAAAGGAUUCAGGAAACCAGAUUGUUAUGCUUGAGCGAGAAAGGAAAAGACUAAUUGAACUAUUGAAAGAUAUAGAAGAUGGAAUUGAAUUGCAAGGUCUUGAGGAGGAUGUAUCUGGCUGGCUAGCACCAGGAGAAGGGUACACACCUGAACUGAUUCAAUUUCAUCACCUAAAUGAGAUAGAUACUAAGCUUCAAGUACUACUGUCUGAUGGGGAUUUUUCUGAGAUUUCCAGCUGUUGCUCAAAACCUCCAAGCCAGAUUUAUCAGGAGUCUCUGGUUUAUGCAAACAGAAGCCUAGAAGCAGUUCCAGGUGAAAAGGUUCUGCGAGCCAAUAAGGAACAACGUGAUCAGCAAAAUCGUCUGAAAGAAAUAGAUCAUCAGCUGAAAUCCCUAGAGCGAAAUCUUACUGAAGAACAAACGGGCCUCUCUGAAGAGCAGCUUAAGACCCUUCUGGAAGAAUGUAUGCAGCCUCAGAGAACAAUAAGCAACGUUACCAUGCCAAAGUCUCAGGAAUCUCUUUCUUGCGGAUUAAGUCCCCCUUGUUACACAAGUCAAGACUCCACUUUUCAGUCCACAUCUACUCUUUCCAAAAUGUUAGUUGAAGACCAUAUUGUAGGGAUGUUAACGGCUCAGGAAAAGCCUGGACUUGAAGACAAAAGCUUAUGUGUUAAUGCAGAAAGUGAAAUGCCUGGCUACUAUAUCAGCAAAGCAUUGGCUGAUAGUCACUUAUCAAAGGAUUCAUUGGCCCAAACAGAGGAACCUGAUGACUUAGAAGGUUUACAGAAGAUGGGAGAUAAGAGUAUUACUGAAGGUUACUUUAUGUCAAGAGCACUCAACACAAAAAGGUUGAAGAAACCUUCUUUCUUGGGUGAACCAUUAUAUUGCAUCAGCAUGAACAAUGAGCCAUCCACAGAGGCUGACAUUCUCGGCAUACCACUGCAAACCAAAGUUGGUGAGACUCUUAACAACCCUUUAGAAUAGGCUUUUGAUUAUGAUGAAAAAAACCCAAGCAGGUUCUCACCAAAGGUAUGCACCAAUACACACUGAUUAUUAUGGUGGGGCAAGGAUGGACUUUUACAAAACAUAAGACUGUGCCAUAAAUAAUACAUACAAAAUAACAGAACGUUUAUUAAAAUUCUUGCCCUGACAUAAUUGACUAUAAGACUAGGACUCUUAUGAAAUAUAAUAUUGAUGUUGAUUAAUUCUGUCAACUGGAAAACAGCGUUGACAACACAUAUUGAUUAUCUUUUUGGUAGUAGAAAGUCAUGUUCACUGUUCUGUGGUGAGCAAAUAUUCUCCCAGUAGUUGGUAUAACAAUUCACACAAAAAUCCAAGUGUUUCUUGAAUUUUUUUAGUAAGAUACACUUGGUAGUAUAGAAACAAACAUGACCUAGCUAUAUUAAAAAUAAUAAAUUGCUUUAAGGGAUAUAUAUAAAUUGCUUUAAUUUAUGCAUCGAAGAUUAAAAAAAUAAUAAAUACUGCAUAAUUCCUAUAAAUUACUUUUAGUUCAGUAUAGAAAUAGUAGACUUUAACCAGCAAAAAAAUUAAAUUCACCCUAUCUGGUAUUAUAAAAAGAUUUUGGAAAUGUCUCUCUUUGUUAUGUCCUUUACUUAAAUGCAAUUAUAUAGUGAUAUUGUAAUCUAAAUCUACAUUUAGAUUUUUAGCCUAAGACCACUUCUCUUCCUGGAAAGCAAACCUUUCAAAUAAACCAGAUUUUAGGCAGCUCCAUCUACAUCUUUCAUUUCUUUCAUAAAAGUUGUGACAGUAUGAAGUUGUUUGUGAUUAAAGUGCUAUAGUUUAAUUGUAUUAGAAAUCAAUAAAUUUUGCUAGGUUUGCCAAGAUA
Messenger RNA from Grus americana (Whooping crane), 2758 nucleotides. RefSeq names its product fibrous sheath interacting protein 1 (gene FSIP1). NCBI's taxonomy places the organism in Eukaryota, Metazoa, Chordata, Aves, Gruiformes, Gruidae. The record is from RefSeq and is a predicted model, not a curated record. The transcript has 11 exons. The coding region runs from base 37 to 1896 and encodes 619 amino acids.